CCUGGGGUCGACCCGACCGCGCCGCCCCUUGUUCCCUCGCGGGAGCGUCGCCCCGCCGGCCGCCGGCCGCCGGCCGCCGCCCUCCUUUCUCGCAGCAGCGGCGCCCCACCGGCCGCCGGCCUCCUUCCUCGCGGCAGCGUCGUUCCUCCUUCCUCUCGGCAGGUGCGCUUCUCCAAGCGUCGCGCGGGGCUCUUCAAGAAGGCCUUCGAGCUCUCGCUGCUCUGCGACGCCGAUGUCGCGCUCCUCGUCUUCUCCCCCGCCGGCAAGCUCUACGAGUACGCCUCCGCAAGGCAUAGAUGGAGUGGGAAAUAUGAAGCUCAUUUGUGGGACAUUUCUUGCAGAGUAGAAGGACAUAGAAGAAAAGGGAAAUAAGGUUUCAUAUAUGGCAUGCUGUUUCCCGCAUUUGUUUCAGUCUAUUCUCAUUUAUCUAUCAGUGUGCGAUUAUCAUGAGUAGUGUGUUCUUUUGCAGUGGUAGAACAUGACUAGGAUUGUUUCCAGUUAAUAGAAGAGCACAAUUUUGUAUAGCACUCUCCAGGCCACAUUUCACUUAGCACAAACUACACUCAGUCAUAGAAUACUUAAAAAUGUUAUGUUUCUUUCAUUGUCGGGUCAACACUGAAGUUGUUUUUUGGGUAUCAUAUAACUCUAUCAUCUGUCCAAGAUCCCCACCUGCACAUUAAGAUUGUUCUGUGCCUUAUUCUGAUCCUUUCACUUACUAUUGUUGGCAUUGCACACUUGGAUGACCAUUAAUAUACAGCAAAAGUAGCUCGGUAGUCGGUAUACAUUUAGUUGUGGUGAUAGUUUGCUGUGCGCCUAGUUAAAUCUCACAUUUCACUGCCUUUCAAAUAUCUCUGGAUCUCUGUUUUCUAAGUUCUAGCUACAUAACUUCAAAAGUAGCUGCAUCCUUUAUCACAAUGUGGUUCUGAUACAGCUAGGAAUAUUUGUGGACAAAUGAUAAUUUUGUUGUAUUUGGUGAUCGGAAGAUUAACUGGAUGAAGCAUGAGCAUUUUCAAUUAUAAAUAUAUCUGGCAGAAUUUCAAUGGAGCAGGUUAGAAACACUCUGAAUAAUUGCAGUUCAGUGCAUUUAUACUCUGCAUUUUUUUUACCUCAAGCAUUUUUUUUACAUGAAACAGAUUCAUUUUGUAGGAUUCAUCCAGGAUACAAAAUAAUUGAUGCUGACGGUAAUAGUGACAGGCUGAGAUCAAUGAUGUUUAUCAAACAAAUAUUCAGAUCCAUGUGGUGCCUAACAUCCAUUUUGAUCAUUUACUGAAACAAUAUGUGUUGUGUUGAAAGCUUGAACUCGGUAAUGUAAUGAUGUAUUUGACUACUGAGACUUUGGGCUUCGUUUGUAUUUUGUAAUCCAUGUCUGAAUGCUAUAGCUUUGGAGGUAUUUUGAUUUGCAAGAAGGAUUUUUCUUGAGGCUUGCA
This is a messenger RNA of Panicum virgatum (switchgrass), 1427 nucleotides long. RefSeq names its product MADS-box protein AGL24-like. The record is from RefSeq and is a predicted model, not a curated record. NCBI's taxonomy places the organism in Eukaryota, Viridiplantae, Streptophyta, Magnoliopsida, Poales, Poaceae. The transcript is spliced from 2 exons. The annotation marks the transcript as partial. Gene Ontology annotation, biological process: regulation of transcription by RNA polymerase II. Gene Ontology annotation, molecular function: RNA polymerase II cis-regulatory region sequence-specific DNA binding; protein dimerization activity; DNA-binding transcription factor activity, RNA polymerase II-specific.